This is a messenger RNA of Lactuca sativa (garden lettuce), 798 nucleotides long. RefSeq lists its product as uncharacterized. Gene Ontology annotation, molecular function: protein dimerization activity. Lineage: Eukaryota; Viridiplantae; Streptophyta; Magnoliopsida; Asterales; Asteraceae. The record is from RefSeq and is a predicted model, not a curated record.
AUGGUAAGUAAAAAAGUGCAAUCUAAAUCUAUUUGUAUUGAUGUCGCUAUUAACCAAUUACAAAAUGUAAUCACAUUUUUUAAGAAAUUUAGAAAUGAAGGGUUUGUUUCAAGCAUAAAUAUUGCUAAAACAAUUGCUUUAGAAAUGGGUGUUGAACCUACAUUUCCAUAUAGGCGUAAUGUCACUAGAAAGAAAUUUUUUGAUGAAAGUGAUAUUGAAGAAGAAGAAAUACAAUCACUAGAAGAGUAUUUUAAGAUUAAUUACUUUUAUGUUGUUGUGGAUGUUGCAAUUGUUUCACUAAAUACUAGAUUUGAACAAUUAAAACAUUUUGAAAGUAUAUUUGGAUUUUUAUCUGAUUCAAAGAUUUUAAAGUCAUUAGAUGAAAAUAAGCUUAGAGAGUGUUGUAUAAAGCUCGCAAAUACUUUUUCUAAUGACAUUUUUUCUGAUGUGGAUUCAAAUGAUCUUUUUACAGAAUUAAAAUUUUUGCAAAAGACUCUUCCUAAUGAUAUUAAAUCUGCAGUUGAAAUUUUAGAAUUUGUUAAAGUCGAGGAUUGUUACCCAAAUGUUUUUAUUGCAUAUAGAAUCUUAUUAACUAUUCCUGUAACUGUUGCAUCUGCAGAGAGGAAUUUUUCAAAGUUGAAGUUAUUGAAGAAUUACUUAAGGUCAUCGAUGUCACAAGAAAGGUUGAACGACUUGGCAAUUCUAUGUAUAGAGAAGGACAUGCUAGACAAGAUUGAUCUUGAAGAUAUUAUUAAUGAUUUUGCAUCUCAAAAAGCUAGAAGAAGUAUUUUUCUUUAA